UUAUCUUGAAGCUAUUAUGAAUAAUACGCAAAAGAUAUUCGAGGAUUCGCGAAUUAGCUCUUUAGAGAUCGAAAUGACCAAAUCUGGUGCAGAAAAAAAGAUAUGCAACUUAAAAAAAAAGCAGAAUUCUGAAGAUAAAGUUGUCAAAUUCCGUUGUGAUUUUCCUUCCACGCAAAUUGAGGUGAUGUUGGCAAGAGGUUGGACUCAGAUAGUCGAUCCUGAAGAUACUAAUUGGCACUUAUGGUGGUGUGAUACGGGAGAUGUGCUGCGACAGGCGCUGGAUGGAGACCAAAAGAAGUUGCGCCCUUACCAGCGGGUGCCGCACUUCCGUAACCACUAUGAGCUCACGCGAAAGAAUUACCUAUAUCGCAAUCUCAAACGUUAUAGGAAGGCCCUCAUAAGAGCUGGAAAAAUUGCCGAGGCUCGUAUCAGCGAUGUCAUGCCUGUGACCUUCGAGCUACCUAGUGACUAUCUGAUGUUUGUCGAGGAAUAUCAUAAGCAACAAGGAGCUACAUGGAUCGUCAAACCAGUAGCGAGAUCACGAGGUAAGGGUAUCUUUCUAUUUAGGAAACUGAAGGAUCUUAUAGAGUGGAAAAGCAGAGAGAUCAAAUCGCAGCAAUCGGGAGUGCCAGCUGAAAUUUAUGUUGUUCAAAAAUACAUUGAUAAUCCUUAUCUCGUCGCAGGACGAAAGUUUGAUCUACGCAUUUACGUAUUGGUGACAUCAUUUCAUCCUUUGAAAGUAUGGUUAGCUAGGGAAGGUUUUGCUCGUUUAUGUGGCCAAUUGUUUGAUCUGGAAAACAUUGACGACAACAGAGUGCAUUUGACGAAUACGGCAAUACAGCUGAAAGCAAGUCAGAAUACCGAGGGUAUCUCUUCGAUAAAAGGCGAAAAUGGGGAGUGGAGCUGUAAAUGGGCAUUGAAUAAGCUCAGGGAUUAUUUGAUAGCUUAUUAUGAGAAGGAAGUGGUUGAAAAUUUGAUGCAACGCAUUGCGGGCGUGAUAAUGGCGAGUCUACUGGCAGCACAACCAGCCAUGAUGCAAGAUCGCAACUGUUUCGAACUCUAUGGCUAACAUAUACUGCUCAGUGAUGAUCUUCGACUUUGGUUAUUGGAAAUCAACGCAUCCCCAGCCUUAACAGGCACCGACAACGAGGAUCAACGUCUGAAAUCCGAUCUGGUUGACGACGUCCUCAAUGUCCUCGACUUUGAGGGUUGCUUCAGCGGACACGAGACCAGAAUUGGGGGGCUGGAUCUGCUCUGGGACGAUGGACCAGUUUGGACCAGCUGCCCAUACCCCGGCAUUCGUACGGAUGUGAUUUCCAAUGAUCUCAGGAGACUCAACAUCUUUCUCGGAGCAAUUAAUGAUCGUCAAAAGCAGCUCUCUUUACUGAAAAGUCAGCUAAUUGAAAAACGAAAAGCAGGACAAGAUUACUCUCCCAUGGUGCAAUAUUGUUUAAAAUAAAUAGAAACAAACUUUAAGAUGUCAGAUUACGUUUAAAAAUUAUAUUUUCGAAGCUUGUUACCCAACAAAUAAUUUUCAUUCACUAGUCUUAAUUAUUAUCUCGAUAUUUAUUAUAUCUUCUAUAUAUAUAAUCACAAAAUUCUCUCAUGAAAUUUCUAACGAGUUAUUAAAUAUUCUUCGCGAAACUGUGCCACUAUGCAGAAAGAAUGCAGCUGGUGCACUCUCGCUUUUACAUCACAUAUCUUGCUCCUUCGUCAUUUUUUUCUUCGUUUCCAGCGUCAAAACUAAAUUUAGCCGAAGAAACUUGUGCGACUUCGUAACCACAUUAACCAGUCUUUUCUACUUGAUCAUAUCUAAAUAUUGUUUAAAUCAUUUAUUUAUGAUAGCAAAAAGUAUCUUGAUUAUGUCUUCAGGUUAUUUGAC
Molecule: messenger RNA, 1882 nt
Organism: Trachymyrmex cornetzi
Lineage: Eukaryota; Metazoa; Arthropoda; Insecta; Hymenoptera; Formicidae
Product: probable tubulin polyglutamylase TTLL9
Exons: 6
Coding region: 17-1069 (350 amino acids)
Biological process (GO): microtubule cytoskeleton organization; protein polyglutamylation
Cellular component (GO): ciliary basal body
Molecular function (GO): tubulin-glutamic acid ligase activity; tubulin binding
Source: RefSeq, a predicted model, not a curated record